This is a messenger RNA of Nanorana parkeri, 1647 nucleotides long. It is a transcript of the gene ARFGAP1, whose product is annotated as ADP ribosylation factor GTPase activating protein 1. Gene Ontology annotation, molecular function: GTPase activator activity. Gene Ontology annotation, biological process: regulation of endocytosis; regulation of ARF protein signal transduction. The transcript has 12 exons. Gene Ontology annotation, cellular component: Golgi membrane. The record is from RefSeq and is a predicted model, not a curated record. NCBI's taxonomy places the organism in Eukaryota, Metazoa, Chordata, Amphibia, Anura, Dicroglossidae. The coding region runs from base 147 to 1349 and encodes 400 amino acids.
GGGUUACUGCCGGCCUCUCCCACAAUCCUCUGCGCGGCUGCAACGUAGCCGGAAGAUGGCGGCGGAGGGACAGUGACAUCACCGAUCACAGCACCGAGCCGCACCGAGCACACACCGGGAUCACGUGACCCGCCGCCCGCAGAGCAAUGGCCAGUCCUCGGACAAGAAAAGUCUUAAAGGAGGUUCGGGUACAGGAUGAGAAUAAUAUCUGUUUUGAGUGUGGGGCGUUUAACCCUCAAUGGGUCAGCGUGACGUAUGGUAUCUGGAUAUGUCUAGAAUGUUCUGGAAAACAUCGGGGCCUCGGAGUCCAUCUCAGCUUUGUCCGUUCGGUCACCAUGGACAAGUGGAAGGAUGUGGAGCUGGAGAAGAUGAAGGCCGGAGGUAACGCCAAAUUCCGCCAGUUCCUGGAAACUCAGGAUGACUCUGACCCCUGCUGGAGCCUGCAGGAGAAGUACAACAGCCGAGCAGCAGCUCUCUACCGCGACAAGAUUGCCACGUUGACUGAAGGCCGGGAGUGGUCAGAGGAGACAUCUGAAGCCCGAAACUGGACUCCUCCACAGCCGAAGAUGAUGGGUGGCCCGCCUCAUCGCUCAAAAGUAGGAAGCGGCAACAACGGAGGGGGCGGAGACAAGGCAUUUGAGGACUGGUUGGAUGAUGAUGUCAGUUCCUAUCAGAGUGGUGGUGGCGCCGGGAACCAGGAAAAUAGAUACGUCGGUUUUGGUAAUACAGUUAACCCUCCGAAGAAGGAAGAGGACUUCUUGAACAACGCCAUGACCUCGCUGUACUCGGGCUGGAGCAGCUUCACGGUCGGCGCCAGCAAGAUUGCAUCUGCUGCCAAGGAAAGUGCAACCAAGCUGGGAACACAAGCCACCCAGAAGGCCUCUGAGCUAGGCCAGACCAUUAAUGAGAAUGUUGUCAAACCAGCCCAGGAUAAGGGCGUUGGGACUAAGAGCUGGAAAGAUGUCACCAGCUUUUUCUCAGGGAAGAGUGAGGACAACCCAGACAGCUCUAUACCUGGAGAAGGCUACCAGCAAAGCGCCAGCGACGGCUACCAAAACGCCACCUCGGGAAAAACAUUCUGGGAGACGUUCGGCAGCUCGGAGGAAAUCAAGAAGCCGACCAAGUCGCCGAGCGGGGACAGCUGGACGUUCCCGGAGAACACCGCGGAGAGGAAGAGCUCAGAUAGCUGGGAGGUGUGGGGCUCCGGGACCACAUCCAACAACAAGAACAGCAACAGCGACAGCUGGGAGAACUGGGACAGCCACUGGGAGGCCGAGGGGAAGGGGAAGAAAGGGGGCAAGAGCCAGGCGCCCUCUACGGAUGAUGGCUGGGAUAAUGCUAACUGGUAGAGCGGGAGGGGGAGAGAAAACUUGACGGGGUGGAGUUGGGAACUCUUUAUCAAGUACCUUAACAGUCCAAGCCAGAUAUAGUAUAUAGAUAUCCCAGGAUGCUUUGGGUGCAGACAUGGUGCCUCUCUUGCCGCGGCAUUCGUAUUACAGAGUCAUUGUGUAGCAGCCAAGCAUCUCUGGGAUUAGAGAUCUCUGCAUAAAACUAUUUAUAGCUAAAGUAGCCACAUAACUUAUUUUAGAAAGAAUGAAGACGCCUCUUACUGCCUUUUGGGGAACAAAUUUCAAACCUGAACCAUAG